Messenger RNA from Petromyzon marinus (sea lamprey), 1788 nucleotides. It is a transcript of the gene HIBADH, whose product is annotated as 3-hydroxyisobutyrate dehydrogenase. Gene Ontology annotation, cellular component: mitochondrion. Gene Ontology annotation, biological process: L-valine catabolic process. Gene Ontology annotation, molecular function: NADP binding; 3-hydroxyisobutyrate dehydrogenase activity; NAD binding. The record is from RefSeq and is a predicted model, not a curated record. NCBI's taxonomy places the organism in Eukaryota, Metazoa, Chordata, Hyperoartia, Petromyzontiformes, Petromyzontidae.
CACGCGAGGAGGAGACAGCUGCUACAGCUGCUGUUGUUGCACGCGAGGAGGAGACAGCUGCUACAGCUGCUGUUGUUGCACGCGAGGAGGAGGAGAGGUACCGCGAGGCCCUCGCCUGUGGCCACCACUGAGCGAGCAAUGGCGGCGGCGCUGCUCGUGAGGGGCGCGGGAGCGGUUCGAGCCUGCGGCUCCAGACUCGUGUCGCGGCGGGGCAUGGCCUCCAAGACGCCCGUGGGAUUCGUCGGUCUGGGCAACAUGGGCAACCCCAUGGCCAAGAACCUCAUCAAGCACGGCUACCCGGUCAUUGCCUGCGACGUCUUUCCGGAUGCCUGCAAGGACCUGCAGGACAGUGGCGCGCAGAUCGUGGAGUCUCCUGCAGAGGUGGCGGAACGCGCCGAUCGCAUCAUCACGAUGCUCCCGUCCAGCCCCAAUGUGACCGAGGCCUACACGGGGCCCAGCGGCAUCCUCAAGAGUGUGCGGAAGGGCUCGCUGCUUGUCGACUCAAGCACCAUCGACACGCUCGUCUCUAAGGAGACGGCGCUUGCCGCAGAGCGCGCCGGCGCCGUCUUCAUGGACGCGCCGGUCUCUGGGGGAGUGGGGGCGGCAAGGGCUGGGAACCUCACCUUCAUGGUGGGCGGUCCUGAGGCCGAAUUCAACGCCGCCAAGGAGCUGCUGAGCUGCAUGGGGGCCAACGUGGUGCACUGUGGGGGAGUGGGCACGGGGCAGGCAGCCAAGAUCUGUAACAACAUGCUGCUGGCGAUCAGCAUGAUCGGGACGUCUGAAGCUAUGAACCUCGGAAUAAGGCUGGGCUUGGACCCCAAGCUUCUGGCGCGGAUCCUCAACAUGAGCUCGGGGCGCUGCUGGUCGAGCGAGGCAUACAACCCGGUGCCCGGCGUCAUGGAGGGCGUCCCUGCCGCCAACAAUUACCAGGGCGGCUUCGGCACCAGCCUAAUGGCCAAGGACCUCAGCCUGGCCCAGAACGCGGCGACCAACACAAAGACGCCGGUGCCGCUGGGCUCGCUGGCGCACCAGCUCUACCGCGUGAUGUGUGCGCGCGGAUACGCCGCCAAAGACUUCUCCUCGGUCUUCCAGUUCCUGCGGGAAGAGGAGGCCAAGUGAGGCGCCCUCUCCCCCCACACCCCCAACCGGCGGGGAAACGUCCGUCCGGGACGGGCAGGGGAGGGGGAGGCGCAGAUUGUCCCCCGUCGUGCUGUGAACAGCAACGCUCGAUGAAAUGGCGUCGCACUGAACGAUGAGUCGGUGACCUUGUCAAUGCAACGGUGUCCCCGGGGUGUCGCGUGGCACGUAGCAAGCACGUGACAAGACCUACACACUACACAUUCGCAUGCACAUGCGUAUACUCUCGCGUACACUCGCACGUAUACACACUCGCACGUAUACACACUCGCACGUAUACACACUCGCACGUACACUCACAAGUAUACUCACACAUACACUCCCACGUAUACACACACUCCCACAUACAUAGACAUAUACACUGGCAUGUAUAAACUCGUACAAAUACACUCAUACAUGUACACACACACGUACACACACACGUAUACACAGGAAUACACUCACACCCACUCGCACAUACUCCGGUAUACUCGCACACCAGUACACUCACAAACACAUUUCGGUACUCUCAAACACUUGGGUACACUCACAUCGGUAUACUCACAUGCACUCUGAUACACUCACUCGCACACUGAUACACUCACACACACACCGGUACACUCACUCACACAGGUACACUCACACACACUCUGAUACACUCACACACACACA